AUGGCCGGAUCCGAGGAUGUCCUCGAUGCGACCAAAAUGUCCUCGACUCCCACCUCUGGCAAGACUCAGAAACGAAAGAGAGAUGCCGGCGAUACCACCACAACCACUCCGACACCAACCAGAAAGUCCAAGAAGCGCGAAAGCCAAUCUGCCGAAGAGGGUACCUCCAAGAAGCGAUCGAAGAUCAGGGACAGGCUUCAAGGUGAUGAUUCCCCGAACGCGACCUGGAAAGAAAGUGCUGUCCCGACCAAGCGCCUCAAGACGCCUGCUGCAAACUCGGACGACCAUGACCGUAAAGCGGGAAAGAAGUCAAAAGAUGGCAAGCGAAAGAGCUCUGGGAACGAUGCUCAGCCAGUUGAAGAAACUGCAUCUGUGAGCUCGGAGCCUACGAGUGACCAGGGCGCAGAGGGGUCGACCGAGGACAAGCCCACGAAGAACAAACACGCCGGGCUCUUGUCCAAGUUCGAGCGCACCAAGACCGCUGCUGCCACAAAGGCCAAGAAGUUCAAGCCUGAGAUCGAGGAGCCCAAGGAGGAGACUGCCGAGCCCGUGUUUGCGAAGGGCCUCGAGCCUUUGCCCCAGCCUGAGAAUCCUGAGGAGCCCGAGACUCUACCGACAUAUUCAUCUCUACCAGAAUGGCUGGCAAUUCCCCAACGGACAUCAACCAAAGAGCGAGCCAAGUUCUCUGAUCUGGGCAUCAAAUCUGACCUUCUUCAAAUUCUUGACGAGCGCGGCUACAAGGAAGCGUUUGCAGUGCAGUCCGCCGUCAUUCCGCUUCUUCUCGACAACAGCAACAACUACCACCCCGGCGAUCUGUGUGUUUCCGCAGCAACAGGUUCUGGAAAGACCCUCUCCUACGUGCUUCCACUUGUCAGCUCCCUGAAACCCUUGCCUGCAUCAAGAUUGCGAGGACUGAUCGUGGUUCCCACGCGCGAACUGGUGCGACAAGCGCGUGAAUCAUGUGAGCUCCUUGCCUCCAGAUCCGGACUUCGAAUCGGAAGUGCCGUGGGUAACGUGGCUAUCAAAGACGAGCAAAAGCUUCUCAUGCGGGUAGAUCAAGUGUACGACCUAACCACGGUCACCCAGCGACAGAAUACAGGCUUACAGGGAGAUGACUGGAUCGACUUCGAUCUUGAAGCCUGCGUCAACGAGGCAGUAAAUGCCAACGAGUAUCUGCCGGGCCACAUCCAGCGAUCCGAACCCAACGUUGAUAUUCUCAUCUGCACACCCGGUCGACUGGUCGACCACAUUCGCUAUACUAAGGGGUUUACUCUCAAGUAUUUGGACUGGCUCGUGAUCGAUGAAGCCGAUCGGCUACUGAACGAGAGCUUCCAGGACUGGGUCGACGUGGUGAUGGGCUCACUGGACUCCCGUCAGGCUCCCGAGACCUUCGGACCCUGUGGCAAGUGUUUGUCGGACAUGAAGCUCCCCAUUGCUACGAAACCACCGCGAAAGGUUGUUCUAAGUGCAACCAUGACUCGUGAUGUAUCUAAGCUCAACUCACUCCGAUUGGCAAACCCCAAGAUGGUUGUGGUCGGGGCGGAAAAUCUCUCGGAUCUCACCGACCUCUCCGUCGAGAGAGGCGACGCUUCUUACGACUUGCCGCCAACCCUGCACGAAUACAUGGUUCCCAUUCCCGAGGCCGCCCAAAAGCCACUGUACUUACUGCGUCUUCUGGAAUCACGCAUCCAGGUCGGUGUGGACGCCACGCCUGGCACUGCCAACGGUGAUGAUGCCGACAGUGUAGUUUCUGAUGAUACGAGCUCUGACUCGGAUGACGAUUCAUCUGACUCCGAUUCCGACUCUGGUUCCGACUCCGAUUCCGACUCUGAUUCAAACACCGACACCGACUCGGACACGAACAGUAAUUCCUCAAGCGACUCCGAGGAUGAACUCGACCCCGCCGAGCAUUCGGGCAAAUCUCGUUCGAGUGUGUUGGUCUUCACCAAGUCUUCCGAAUCCGCAUCGCGGCUUGCUCGUCUGAUAACCCUGACCAAGCCAUCGCUCGCCAAGCAGAUUGGGGUCAUCGUCAAAUCCAACAAAUCUUCUGCCUCUCGCAAGACUCUGUCUGCUUACCGGCGAGGCCGAACUUCGAUCAUCAUCGCCACCGAUCGUGCUUCCCGUGGUCUCGAUCUGGAGUCGUUGACAGACGUUGUCAACUACGAUGUCCCUCACAGCAUCACCACCUACGUCCACCGUGUCGGGCGUACUGCCCGUGCGGGCCGCGAAGGAUCUGCCUGGACUCUGGUUGCUCAUCACGAGGGGCGCUGGUUCUCGACUGAAAUCGCGAACAGCGUGGAUGGCCAUAUCACACGUUCGUCGGGCAUUCAUCGGGUGAACGUCAAGAUUGACAAGAAUUCGGCGACCUUCAAGGGUUACGGGAACGCUCUGGAGAGGCUGGAGAAGGAGGUCAAGAUGGCCGGGGCGAACAAGUCAAAGUGA
This is a messenger RNA of Penicillium cinerascens, 2442 nucleotides long. Its product is annotated as putative ATP-dependent RNA helicase DBP6. NCBI's taxonomy places the organism in Eukaryota, Fungi, Ascomycota, Eurotiomycetes, Eurotiales, Aspergillaceae. Gene Ontology annotation, molecular function: ATP binding; RNA helicase activity; nucleic acid binding. Bases 1 to 2442 code for a protein of 813 amino acids. Gene Ontology annotation, cellular component: nucleus. The record is from RefSeq and is a predicted model, not a curated record. The transcript has a single exon.